GCAGUAUCACGAAAGCAGGACUUCGUGUCUGAGACUCGAUUGCUCAAGUCUCAAUUCUGAGGAGCUUUUUUUCGAUACCGGCAUCUUUUUAUUUCUCCUCUCUCCCUUUCGUCUCGCUUUUAUUUCUCUUCUUGACCUCGGUAUAAACCACGGCACAAUGACCGGAGAUCACGGACACCACCAGGUGGAGUCUGGCUCUCGACUAAACGAUUCCCACAAACAUAAAGACAAGCAUAAAGACAAAGAGCACAGGCACAAAGACCAUAAGAAAGACAAAGAGCGUGAAAAGUCCAAGUACACUAACAGUGAGCACAGAGACUCGUCUGAGAAGAAGCACAAGGACCGCGAGAAAGAGCGAGUGAAACACAGGGAGGACAGCAGCGAGAGACACAAAGAAAAGAAGAGAGAGGAGAAGAUUAAAUCCCACAGCUCUAAUGGGAAGCAUAAGCGAGAGAAGGAGAACGGCUACGUCAGUCACAUAAAAACGGAGCCGGACAGCCUCUUCUUCCCGAAGCCAGAGAAGACGGUGAAGAGAGAGAGAGACGAUGACGAAUUCGAGUACAAACCUAAAAAGAUCAAAGUGGAGAAGGAGAAUAAGGUGAAGAAACGAAAGCAGGAGGAAGACUACGAUGACUACGAAGAGGAAGAGGACAUCAAGCCGAAAAAGAAAUCGAAAGUUAAGAAAGAAGAUUCGACUGGAGGAAAGAAGAAGGGCAAGAAGGAGCCGGAGGAGAAAUGGAAAUGGUGGGAGGAAGAGAGAUACACAGACGGCUCCAAAUGGAGGUUCCUGGAACAUAAAGGUCCCGUCUUCGCUCCUCCGUACGAGCGACUUCCGGAAAACGUCAGGUUUUAUUACGACGGAAAGCCCAUGAAGCUGAGCGAGUCAGCAGAGGAAGUGGCAACCUUCUUCGCCAAAAUGCUUGACCACGAAUACACAACCAAGGACAUAUUUAGGAAAAACUUCUUCAAAGACUGGAGGAAGGAAAUGACCUCAGAGGAGAAGUCCAGGAUUUCUGAUCUGAACAAAUGUAACUUCACUGAGAUGAGCGAAUACUUCAAAGCGCAAUCCGAGGCUCGGAAACAGAUGACGAAGGAAGAGAAACUGAAAAUCAAAGAAGAGAACGAGCGGUUGGUGGGAGAAUACGGCUUCUGUCUGAUGGACAACCACAAAGAGCGCAUCGGAAACUUCCGGAUCGAGCCUCCUGGACUUUUCCGAGGUCGAGGAGACCACCCGAAGAUGGGCAUGCUGAAGCGGCGCAUUCGCCCCGAGGACGUCAUCAUCAACUGCAGCAAGGACUCGAAGCAUCCCAAACCUCCUCCAGGUUCCAAGUGGAAAGAGGUUCGUCAUGAUAACAAAGUGACAUGGCUGGCAUCGUGGACAGAGAACAUCCAAGGCUCCAUUAAGUACAUCAUGCUGAAUCCCAGCUCGCGGAUCAAGGGAGAGAAAGACUGGCAGAAGUACGAGACGGCGCGCAGGCUGAAGAAGUGUGUGGAGAAAAUUCGAUCACAGUACCGUGAAGACUGGAAGAGUAAAGAGAUGCGAAUCCGACAGAGAGCCGUCGCUCUGUACUUCAUCGAUAAGUUGGCUCUGAGGGCAGGUAAUGAGAAGGAGGAGGGCGAGAGUGCUGACACUGUGGGCUGCUGCUCUCUGCGGGUGGAGCAUGUGAACCUUCACCCUGAGAUGGACGGUCAGGAGUACGUGGUGGAGCUCGACUUCCUGGGAAAAGACUCCAUCCGCUACUACAACAAGAUCCCUGUGGAGAAGAGGGUCUUUAAAAACCUGCAGUUGUUCCUGGAGAACAAGCAGCCGGAAGACGACGUCUUCGACAGACUUAAUACGUCCAUUUUGAACAAACAUCUCCAGGAGCUGAUGGACGGAUUAACGGCCAAAGUGUUUCGUACCUACAACGCCUCCAUCACCUUACAGCAGCAGCUCAAAGAGCUCACUAACCCUGAAGAUAACGUUCCAGCGAAGAUCCUGUCCUACAACCGAGCUAACCGUGCUGUUGCGAUCCUGUGUAACCACCAGAGGGCGCCGCCCAAAACCUUUGAGAAGUCCAUGCAGAACCUGCAGGCCAAAAUCGAUGCGAAAAAGGAGCAGCUUUCUGCAGCCAAGAAAGAGCUGAAGUCGGCCAAAGCAGAUGCCAAGGCCAUGCACGACGAGAAGAGCAAAAAGGCUGUGGAGACGAAGAAGAAGGCGGUCCAGAGGCUGUCUGAGCAGCUGAUGAAGCUGGAGGUGCAGGCCACCGACCGCGAGGAGAACAAACAGAUCGCUUUGGGAACUUCCAAGCUCAACUACCUGGACCCACGCAUCUCUGUCACCUGGUGUAAAAAAUGGGGAAUCCCCAUCGAAAAGAUCUACAAUAAAACCCAGCGGGAGAAGUUCGCCUGGGCCAUCGACAUGGCCGACAACGACUACGAGUUUUAAAGAAACAAAACGCGGCGUUUUACAACUUUACAAGGGUUAGCGUUUGUCCAUCGAAUCCAGCGUGUGUCUGACCGCGUAAAAGCAACGUGAGGAAACAAAACUGGACUUUUUUAAAACACACACACAAGAAAUUCCCUAGAAACAAUCCAGCCGAUGAAACGACGAGUCCGAGACCUGAGCGUGGAUCCCUGAGGAGAACCGCGGCCACUUCGCUCACACACACACACACACACACACACUCGCUUCUGGGGUUUUUAAGCAUCUUGGUGAGGUUUUAGCCGUCUGCUUUAUCGACGAAUUCUAUAUUUUAAUAUAAGAAAUAAAUCAGAGUUGUUUUAAGAGGCACGUCAGGAACCGAGCUACGGAAAGCCAUUCGGGAAAAACUCCAGUGUUUUUAAACUCCAGCAAGACAAAAUCGACCACGUAACCGAAUCUGUCACCCAGGGAUGCACCAGUCCAGUGUUUUUACUUUUAAUCACCGCUCCGAGAAUCGCCCCCAGACUCCACACACACACACACACACACACCCCCGUACUGAGCCCAUCACGUUUAUUAAGCAGUAUAAUUACAAUUGUCUUUUUUUUUUUCUUUUCCUUUAAUGUGAGUCACUGAGCCAGAACAAUAACACGAAGUGAUGAGAAUCUCCAAACACACCACAAGCUGAGUCAACUGCAUUUAAUACAAAUAGGAAAAAAAUAGGUUUUUUUUUCCUUUUUAAUUUUAUAUAUAUAUAUAUAUAUAUAUAUAUAUAUAUAUAUAUAUAUAUAUAUAUAAUUUUUAUUUUUAAUUAAACUUUUCGUUUUAAACUAUUUUUAACAUUAAGGAAAAAAGUAGUGGUUUAAAAAUAAGAAACCGUUCCAACUUUUUAGAUCAGAUAACGUACUGUAUUGUAAUUAAAGACAAUAUUCACAGAAACUUACCAUAAAUUAAAAUGACAUACUUUUUUUUUUGCUCUAUAUUUAAAUGUAACAAAACUUAGUGAAUGCAGCAGAAUUAAUUUUUUUUUUCAUUAAACAGAAACGAUUAAAAAAACAAAAAAAAAAAAACAAACAAAAAACUGAAAUAUCGAUCCAUAAACACAGGAGCGUUUCUCGGCUUCGGAUAAUAAACCGUAUCGUGUUUUUAACAGUUUUAUUGUUUUUGUUUUUAUUUUCUUUCUCUUUUCUCGUUCGUCGGAGAAAUAAAUAUUUCGAUCUCGAUCCGUGAUGUGGCGUUGGUGCAUCCCUACUUUUUUUCUUUUCUUUUUAUUUUAUGUUCAUUAUUAUAAUUAUUUUUUUUUUAAAUAUAUAUAUGAAUUUUUCUUUGUUUCUAUCAGGGAUGUACAUUUCAUUUUUGCGAACAUGUGAAAGGGGCGACGUUCCGUGUUAACGCUGACGCUGUAGCGAAUUAAUUUUACUUUGUUUUGGGGUUUUUUUUUGUUUGUUUGUUUGUUUUCUGUGCAGAACGAUUUCUGUUUUUGGUUUUUUUUUUUUCCUCUGCAGUACAGUUACUACACACUUACUUGAAACAUGGCUGGGUGAGACGUGUAUACACACACACACACACACGCGCACACACACGUGAUUAAACAUGAAGAACUGGUUUCUCUAUAUAUGUGAGAUGCAAUUUUUUUUGCCAAAUGAAUAGAGACGUGUAUGAAAUGCAGUGUACAUGCGGAAGAUCUUUGUAAAGAAUUAGGAACAAAAGUGUCCGAAGUUAACUUUUUAAUGUGAGGCUCUGCACUUAUUUAUAGCUGUUAGAAAGUGUGCUAAAGCUAACUUCAACAUUUUUACCACAUUUAGCCUUAAGCAAUCAUGUUUUAUUAUUUUUAAUAUCGAUCUGCGUUGUUUUACGGAUAAUAAACCAUGACACUCUUCUCUUAUUCUCUCCUUUUCCUUCACAUCCGCGUUCAUCCUGACGUCUUGCUUUUGUGUAUUUUCUGUUUUCAGAAUUUAAAUAAACUUUGUAUUGCAAUAA
Tachysurus vachellii is the source of this 4384-nucleotide messenger RNA. RefSeq names its product DNA topoisomerase Ib (gene top1b). The record is from RefSeq and is a predicted model, not a curated record. Gene Ontology annotation, molecular function: DNA binding; DNA topoisomerase type I (single strand cut, ATP-independent) activity. Gene Ontology annotation, cellular component: nucleolus; chromosome. Lineage: Eukaryota; Metazoa; Chordata; Actinopteri; Siluriformes; Bagridae. Gene Ontology annotation, biological process: chromosome segregation; DNA replication; DNA topological change. The coding region runs from base 158 to 2428 and encodes 756 amino acids. The transcript has 21 exons.